AUGGCCCGGAAUUCGGCCGGCCGCCCUCCCAUGCCCCAAUUACACCCGCUGACUCUCACCGGUACACUCACGAGCAUACGCAAUCCAAUAAAUUACAUAAUGUCAAAUUACAACAAGCACACCGCCGUCGAAGUGAGCCUGGAGAAGCGACCAGUCUGUCACCCAAGUGGCCGAGCCAACUCCAAACAGAUGCGGCCAGCGGCUCUGGGAUAUAUGGCCGGAGGGAGCGAGCGUCUGGCCAUACCCCGUGUGCCUGCCCUCGACGAAUCCAUUCAAACGCGUGGCUUCAGGUCUCUUAGGUUGCUUGACCCAAUCCCUAGUUCGACUGGGUUUAUUUACCAUUAA
This is a messenger RNA of Mesocestoides corti, 345 nucleotides long. The record is from the annotation of a GenBank genome assembly. NCBI's taxonomy places the organism in Eukaryota, Metazoa, Platyhelminthes, Cestoda, Cyclophyllidea, Mesocestoididae.